Molecule: messenger RNA, 2065 nt
Organism: Pieris brassicae (large cabbage white)
Lineage: Eukaryota; Metazoa; Arthropoda; Insecta; Lepidoptera; Pieridae
Exons: 2
Coding region: 136-1467 (443 amino acids)
Source: RefSeq, a predicted model, not a curated record
CGAGAGAGUAAUCUUGGUGAAAUUAGGCCUAUACUAUAAUUCAUUUUAAUUGCAGUCUUUCAGCUUUUCCACCAGAAAUCGGGCUUUAUCUUAAAUUGCAAACACAGUCAGAUAUAUUGAUUUAAAGUCAAAAGAAUGUGGCAGGAGCCAAUCAAGGACCUUUUGUUACUGGAUUGCCCCACAGAUCCAGUAUCACAAAAUUUUAACCCAUAUGAAGUACUAGAACCACAGAAAGUUGAUUUAAAAGAUAGAAUCCUUGUUGAUUUAACACCAGUAGAAGAAAAACAACCUGAUGCCAAGCUAGAAAUGGGGUCUUUUUUAGAUACUGUUACUAAAACGGACUACAAUUUAGUAGAUUUGUAUCAAAAUAUCUAUGUUACACCACAACAUUUACAAAAAAAAACAACUGAAAUUGACAAGAAUUCACUUAUUGAUUUUGGCAAUUUUAUUGACAAACAGAAAGUUAAAAAGAUAGAAAAUAAUAAUUCAACAGCUGUUAGGCUAGAUAAAACAGACAUACCCAGCUUUGAUGAAUUAAAUCACCGAACAGGGCCAUCCCAUUUCGCAAGUGAUGUGAGUGAAACAAUUGAAGAGAAUACUAUAAAAAAUAAUUUAGAUGCAACAAUUGAUGCUCUAUACAGAUCAUGUAUAACUAAAUUUGACACAAGCAGUCCAGAAAAAACAGAAUUUUCGUUGUUCAACAACUUUAAAUGUUUAACUUUACACAAUGAUCCCAUAAAAAGAAAAACACCAAAUGCUGAAAGAGUUGGUACUUCAGAUAUUAAAACAGAUUAUGAAUACAUGACAAAUGAAACAAAAGAUCAUUCAAAAGAUAUUUCACAUCAAAGUAAUUUAAGAGAUUGUCCGGGUGUGAAAAGUGACUUGAGUCACUUUCAACUCACUGAUAGCAUGAGAAGAAACAUAUUAGAUGAAGUUAAAAGAGAAGAAAUUCCAAUAAAAUGCAAAUGUUAUUAUGCAAAAAAUAUUUUAAACCUCAAUAAAUCUAUGGAUGCAUCUUUCAUUAAUCCAUUUGAUAAUGAUCUUCCAGUCGCUCAUUCAAAAGAUCUUAAAAAACCCAAACCACUCAGUAUGCUAUCUAAUAAUCAAUUUACCCAAAUAAAAUCAGGGCCGUUACUGCAAACUGUUGUCAAAGAUCAAAAACUAUAUGCUAAACAGAUGAAAUUAAAAGAAAACAAUCAAAACUUAACAAAAGGUCCUGAUAUUUACGAAAAGUCAAUUAUUUUGCCGCAAAUCAUGGAGCGCUUGGCGGCGAGAAAAAAAAUAUUAGACGAACAGAGAGAUUGGAAAAGGCGACUUGUUUUGGACAGUGGAGAGUCUAAAUUUAAUGAGGACAUUCCUUCUGUUAGAACGGAAAUUCUUAUGGCAGAUUGUAAUAAGGAACGCCUAGCUAAUUUAAAAAUAAGGGCAUCUUUUGAAAACUUUAUCAAAACAGGCUCACCUAAAUAACUUUCAUACAUAUAUGUAAAUUUUUGGAAUUAAUUAAAAAAUGGUAAUGGCGAGAAUUUUAUAGAAUUACUCAUGACAAAAAUAUGUGCUAAGUGUAUAUUAAAAUAUCAUAUUGAUAAUAUGUAUAUUAAGUCGUCCAUAUAGUGAAGAUUCCCUGGAAAAAUAUAAACAGGUAAUUUUAAUUAUAACUACGACAACUGUUAAGCUCAGUUAGUCAAACACUAUUAAUUGUUUAACAUGGAAGUUAUGUAUUUUGAUUACCUUAUCUAUCUACAGAUAAAAGAUGAGUGAAACAGCCUCAUAAAUUGGUCAAUUAAAAAUAAAUCUUAGGAUUAUUAGGUAUUACACACCAAACUAAAUAUCCUUAAAGGGAAAAAAUGUACUUUUGUUUUGGAUAUAUUUGUAUAUACACACAAAUUAUUUAUACAUUGUUUAAUUAUACAAUUUUAAAUACAUACAUAUUUACUAAGUGAUAUAUUAUGAUGCCUAUGCUUAAGAAUAUUCAUAUUAUAGAAACUGUAACAUAAAUGAAUUUUAUACUUUAAAAUUGACAAGAUUUAAUAGACAAAUUUGACUAUAUAUUGUAAUGUCAAGAUGU